Messenger RNA from Tripterygium wilfordii, 1453 nucleotides. Its product is annotated as very-long-chain enoyl-CoA reductase. Gene Ontology annotation, molecular function: oxidoreductase activity, acting on the CH-CH group of donors. Gene Ontology annotation, biological process: very long-chain fatty acid biosynthetic process. The transcript is spliced from 4 exons. NCBI's taxonomy places the organism in Eukaryota, Viridiplantae, Streptophyta, Magnoliopsida, Celastrales, Celastraceae. The coding region runs from base 143 to 1075 and encodes 310 amino acids. The record is from RefSeq and is a predicted model, not a curated record.
CUACUAACUGUUUUUAAUUUCUUAAAAAGCCUGUCCAUACCCUUUUUGAGAUCUCACUUGACUGCCCUCUUUCUCUUCUGUGGUCGAUUCGCAGCUUCUGAUCUCUUGGGAAGUCAUUUCGAGAAUUGGGUUUCUCUCCAAAAUGAAAGUCACUGUUGUUUCACGCAGCGGUAGAGAAGUCAUCAAAGGAGGACUCGACCUCAAUGACUCGGCAACGGUGGCUGAUCUACAGGAGGCAAUCCAUCGGCGAACUAAAAAGUUCUACCCUUCAAGGCAGAGGCUUACCCUCCCCCAAAAACCUGGAACGAAGGAGAGGCCUGUUGUCCUUAACUAUAAGAAGAGUCUCAAAGAAUACUGUGAUGGGAAUGCAGAGAACUUAACUGUUGUGUUCAAGGACCUUGGUCCACAAGUCUCCUACCGUACACUUUUUUUCUGCGAGUAUUUUGGUCCUCUCUUCCUCUAUCCAGUCUUUUAUUACUUCCCUGUGUAUCAAUUCUUCGGCUACAAGGGAGAGCGUGUCAUCCACCCAGUGCAGACAUAUGCUUUGUACUACUGGUGUUUCCACUAUUUCAAACGUAUUAUGGAAACAUUUUUUGUGCACCGUUUCAGCCAUGCAACCUCGCCACUAGCAAACGUAUUCCGAAAUUGUGCUUAUUACUGGUCUUUUGGUUCUUACAUUGCAUAUUAUGUGAACCACCCCCUCUACACUCCUGUUGGUGACCUCCAAAUGAAGAUUGGCUUUGGGAUUGGGUUGGUUUGUCAACUUGCAAAUUUCUAUUGCCACAUUUUAUUGAGGAAUCUUCGUAGCCCUGAUGGGAAUGGGGGAUAUCAGAUUCCACAAGGAUUUCUGUUCAACAUUGUGACUUGUGCGAAUUACACUACAGAAAUUUACCAGUGGCUGGGAUUCAAUAUUGCAACACAAACUGUUGCUGGCUAUAUCUUUAUGGUAGUUGCUGCUCUUAUCAUGACCAAUUGGGCCCUUGCGAAGCACCGUCGGUUGAAGAAGCUGUUUGACGGGAAGGAGGGAAGGCCUAAAUAUCCACGACGAUGGGUGAUAUUGCCUCCAUUUCUGUAGAAAUUACUUGUGAUGCUGCCUCACUCAGUCCCUUCAUACCUCGUUUGUAAUCAGCUGCAUCAAUAAUGACUUGUAUCAAGUUCCAUUCUGGUCACACGCAAAAAGUCUUGGAUCCAUUUUGGAAGCAAAUUUCUCCGAGUUGUUGGGAUACUUAUCUGACGUUUCUUUCUUUCUUUUUUUUUUUUGCUUUUAUUUUGUGCAAGUAUCUGACGAGUGGCUUAGUUUGAUUAAUUUAUUGGAUUGCACCUCAAAAAGAUGAUCCUUGAUAUGUAGCUGGUAGUUUAUUUUUUGUAGAAUUGAAUGUAUUUGAGUCAUGUCCCAAAAAGAGAGUUGGUUCCUUUUUAAAUAGUCAAAUCAAAUAUUGCAAGAUUCUGGUGA